AUGGGCAUACGCGACGUUCUCAAGAAGAAGGAGAAACUCGACAACGGCGAGCACAGCAGCAGGGAUGCAGUAGACAGGCUGGCGGCCCCCGAGUUCAAAUUCAUUCGAUCAGACACACACACCCAAGAGGUCAUCCACCCCCCGAGCGGACCCCCGGGCUUCGACGACGGCAAGGAACACUACCUGAACCCGAACGGCAACGACGGCGGCAGCGGCCAGAAGCCCCGGCGCAGCCUCGACGUCUUCUUCGGCAACAGCCGCUCGCGCAGCGCGUCCGCCUCCUCGCAGGCGAGCUCGAACUCCAACUCCCACUCGAACAAUGGCAAGAUUGGGAGACGGCUAUCGGAGCGGCUGCACCUCAGCCGCUCGCCCGCCUCGUCAGAAAACGUCCCGCAGAACCUACCCGACAUUGUGACCACGGCCGAGGGUGGCGAGGGGGACGAGCUGCAGUGGGAGAAGCGCGCGACCAUGUUGGCUUCGGCGAAUAAGAGCAGGCCCGCGACGCCGUUGGCGAACGACGCGGGCGGUGGAGGGGAUAUGACGAGAGGCAGGACGCAGGGCGCGGCGGUCUCGUCUCCGGCCAUUGACGAGGAUAUUCAGGAGGCUAUCCGGCUGCACGAGGCGGGAGACUUCGAGAACUCGACGGCCAUGUUUGCCCGCUUGGCUGACCCGAAAGGGGCGAAUAACACCCUGAGCCAGUUUCUAUACGGUCUCUCUUUGAGGCACGGAUGGGGUUGCGAACCAGAUCCAGAAGGGGCCAUCAAGUACCUCUCGGCGGCGGCGUCGAAUGCGGCAACCGUCGAGCAGAUGGCGUUGAAGGCAGGGCUUAAAAAGGGUGGUGCUGCCAAGGGCGAGCUCGUUCUGGCCAUAUUCGAGUUGGCGAAUUCCUUUCGACACGGCUGGGGCACAGCCAAGGACCCAAUAGCGGCAAAGCAGUACUAUGAGACUGCGGCGAACCUUGGAGAUACUGAUGCUAUGAACGAGGUAGCCUGGUGCUAUGUAGAAGGCUUCGGAUGCAAAAAGGACAAGUUCGCAGCAGCCCGUUACUACCGGUUGGCUGAAAAGAACGGCAACAAAACACUAGGCAAUUCAUGGAUCUGGAAGGAAAAGUACGACCCAGAUGCCGGCGACAAGAAGAAGAAGUAG
This is a messenger RNA of Colletotrichum paranaense, 1146 nucleotides long. RefSeq lists its product as uncharacterized. Gene Ontology annotation, cellular component: cell division site. Bases 1 to 1146 code for a protein of 381 amino acids. Gene Ontology annotation, molecular function: protein binding. NCBI's taxonomy places the organism in Eukaryota, Fungi, Ascomycota, Sordariomycetes, Glomerellales, Glomerellaceae. The record is from RefSeq and is a predicted model, not a curated record. Gene Ontology annotation, biological process: negative regulation of G2/M transition of mitotic cell cycle. The transcript has 6 exons.